This is a messenger RNA of Cotesia glomerata, 1017 nucleotides long. RefSeq names its product putative ankyrin repeat protein RF_0381. The record is from RefSeq and is a predicted model, not a curated record. Gene Ontology annotation, molecular function: protein binding. Gene Ontology annotation, cellular component: cytoplasm. Lineage: Eukaryota; Metazoa; Arthropoda; Insecta; Hymenoptera; Braconidae. The transcript is spliced from 3 exons. Bases 1 to 1017 code for a protein of 338 amino acids.
AUGACUUCUAAUGCAAGAAAUUCAUACGUAACUUUACUCCAUAAAGCUGUGGAUGAUAAUAACUACAAAGAAGCUAAAAACUUAAUCAACCUCGGAGAGAACGUAAAUGCAAUGUGUUACUACCACCUAAAAAAAUACAAAAUUAAUAUAAAUUGUACUGCGUUACACCUCGCGGUCUGCAGAAGAAACAAGAAGAUCAUGGAACUCCUCUUAAAGAACAACGCAGAUGUCAACAUCGAAGCUCAUUGUCCUGAUACUGAUGACCAUAAUUGCUCAAUAAUGAGAAAUUAUUUAAGUCGCACGCCUUUGCUGCUCGCGAUCGCCAAAGAAAAUAAAGAAAUGGUAGAAUUGCUGAUCAAGUACAACGUAGAUGUAAAUUUAAAAACUUCUACUGGAGAAUCUGCGCUCGGCUUAGCUCUGAAGGGUAACGAAGAGGAAUUGAUCGAAAUUUUAUUAACCGCGGGUGCAGAUAUUGAUUUGCGUUCCCAAAAUCUCUUUUCUGUUGUCGCCAGGGGGGAAGACGAGACUAUCGUCAAGAUACUGAUCCAACAUAACGCGGAAGUUAAUCUUCCGAUUACGACUCAAAAAACUCCGCUAGGUAUCGCUAUAUACAAGAAAAAUAUAGGCUUGAUGGAAUUAUUAAUUCACGCAGAUGCUCAUGUCAAAUCAAUAAAUUCGGGUAAUGUGUCGCCGCUAUAUCUGGCUAUGUGUACAGGAAAUGUACAAGUUAUGGAAUUUCUUCUCGAUCACGGUGCUGAUUUUGGUAAUAUUGUGAAGUUUAGAGGAUAUUCACUUUGUCUUGAAAACUUUGGUAAUAUUGGGAGAAAUGUUACUGAGCGACAUACUGUCAAACUGAAAGCCCUUAGCUUAUUCCCAGGCCCUUAUUCUGGACAUAAGUUAGCCAUGAAAUUGACUCAUGUUAGUGAGGAUAAUUUAGCACUUUUGAAGAAAAAAGCUAAAUUAACUUUUCCGUUGUAUGGAGAGUUGAUUAAGCAUCAUCUAAUCAAAGCAGCCUGA